GAAAUGUUCAGAUGGUGGCAGAAGCUGGGAUAAUGACCAUAAAUCAUGUAUGCCUGGGAGAAUAGAAUAAUAAUAGAAUAGGCACUGGCAUUUUUUCUAUGUGACCAUGUAUUCGUCAUGCCCCCCCUUCCGUGGCCCCCUUAGCCGUCCUCUUCAUGCUCAACAACCCAGAGGCAGCAGUUGUUCUCAGGAGGGGGGGAGGUCUUGAUAUAAGGGAGCUGAACCUCUGGACCGCCGUAAUAUUACCGCGCAGUACGGCUGCUCACCCGCCAGUCGAACCCAACCCAACCACUUCACUUCCUUCUUCUCUUCUUCGUCCAACUUCCUCUUCUUCCUUCUUCCUCUUCUCUUCUUCUCAUCUUCAACGUCGAAAUUCGCCAACACUCACCUCGCCCCAUCUCACAUCUCGCCCACCCACAACUCUCCUCCCUCCAUUCCUCUCCCAUCCAAUUCUUUUCUAUUUCUGCUUUAUUUUCGUAGUCCCUUUUUUGCCAUCUCUUCAAUUUACAAUGGAGGAAGAAGUUGCUGCCCUCGUUAUCGACAAUGGAUCCGGUAUGUGCAAGGCCGGUUUCGCUGGCGAUGAUGCUCCCCGAGCUGUCUUCCCUUCGAUCGUCGGCCGUCCUCGCCAUCAUGGUAUUAUGAUUGGUAUGGGCCAGAAGGACUCCUAUGUUGGUGAUGAGGCACAAUCCAAGCGUGGUAUCCUCACCCUCAGAUACCCCAUCGAGCACGGUGUUGUCACGAACUGGGAUGAUAUGGAGAAGAUCUGGCAUCACACCUUCUACAACGAACUCCGUGUCGCUCCUGAAGAACACCCUGUUCUGUUGACCGAGGCUCCCAUCAAUCCCAAAUCCAACCGUGAGAAGAUGACCCAGAUCGUCUUCGAAACCUUCAACGCCCCUGCCUUCUACGUCUCCAUCCAGGCCGUCCUUUCUCUUUACGCUUCCGGUCGUACCACUGGUAUCGUUCUCGACUCCGGUGACGGUGUUACCCACGUCGUCCCCAUCUACGAGGGUUUCGCUCUUCCACACGCCAUUUCCCGUAUCGACAUGGCUGGCCGUGAUUUGACCAACUACCUUAUGAAGAUCUUGGCUGAGCGUGGCUACUCCUUCUCCACCACUGCGGAGCGUGAAAUCGUCCGUGAUAUCAAGGAGAAGCUCUGCUAUGUCGCCCUCGACUUCCAACAGGAGAUCCAGACUGCCUCCCAAUCAUCCAGCUUGGAGAAGUCUUACGAGCUCCCUGACGGUCAGGUCAUCACCAUUGGCAACGAGCGAUUCCGUGCCCCAGAGGCCCUCUUCCAACCGAGCGUCCUGGGUCUUGAGAGCGGCGGCAUCCACGCCACUACCUACAACGCCAUCAUGAAGUGCGACGUCGACGUCCGAAAGGAUCUCUACGGCAACAUCGUCAUGUCUGGCGGUACCACUAUGUACCCCGGUAUCUCCGACCGUAUGCAGAAGGAGAUCACCGCCCUCGCUCCCUCGUCGAUGAAGGUUAAGAUCAUCGCUCCUCCCGAGCGUAAAUACUCCGUCUGGAUCGGUGGUUCCAUCUUGGCGUCCCUCUCGACGUUCCAACAGAUGUGGAUCUCAAAGCAGGAGUACGACGAGUCUGGACCUUCCAUUGUCCACCGCAAGUGCUUCUAAGGUAUGGGGGUGUGUAUGUGCGUUUGUUUUAUUUAUUUUUUUUCAUUUUUGUUAUUAAAAUGAGAUGUUAGGUUUUCGUUGUUGUUGCAAGUUGUUGCAGCAGUUGUUUUUAGCUUUUAGGAAGAAGGGUAUCAAACAUCUUUUUUUCUUUUUAUUUUUACACAUCUUAAUUAAAAGGAAAAAAAGAAAAAGAAAAAAACUACGCAAAAACAAAAACUACUACAAGAAAACAAAAUUUAACCCGAUAGUUUUUCUUACUCUCCGUUAUUCUUCAUCCUACGUUCUAGUUUCCCCCCCUCCCCCUUUUCGAUCUCAACGACCCGGACAAUUGAUUGAUUGAUAGAGCAACCCCACCCCUCAACUCCCUCCUCCUGUAUCUCAAAAAAAAAAAAAAAAAAAAAAAAAAAAAAAAAAGGCAAGGAACCAACUAUUCCGCUAGCACGUGUACACGACAUACUCCGCCGAGAGAGAGAGAACUGGAGACAAAAUUUGCAUUUCCCUUGCCUCCCCUCUCCAUCGAAUCCCAUGUCGAAAGCCCGUGAGAAUUGGGGUCCUAUUGUUUGCUAGUUACGUCAACUUGUAUGUGUUGUUAGUUGAGUAUUGAGUUUUUUUUUUUUUUUUUUUUUUUUUUUUUUUUUUUUUUUUGGGCUGAAAAGAAUUGAAGUCCCGCUUGCUUGAUCGAUCUUCUUCACCUUGUGCGAGCUGAAUAUGUUGAUAGCGCCAUGGUAGUAGUAGCUGAAGCGGCAGGUUAUUGCGCAAGGGUAACAACUAGUGAGAGUAUUGGCGAUGUGAUGUAGGGAGUGAGUGAGGGUGAUUGGUGUCAUAGUCCUGGCUAAUAAAUGCGAGUCCCAUUUCCCUCCCUUUAUUUAUUAUUAUUAUUAUUAAAAUUGAAUUAGUUACAUGUUUAUAGAAGGCUAUCUGGAGUUGUAUCCUCCUUCUUUACAGUUGCUGGUUAAGUUACUGUGAGUCAAAGAUUGGCAACUGUUUUUCUUGUUCAUAUUCUGAUGAGGAUAAACGCAGGUAUUCCUCACGUCUCUCUUUCCAUUUGGGACAUUCUUAGUUAAGAAUCCUUGCCCCUGGGAUUCUCCCCCUUCUCCUCUCCCCAGACCUUUUGCCGCGAAUACCUCUCACUCAGCUUCUAUAAACUAUGGAUACACGGCCGAGUCUUCCCCACACCCUUUUCAUUCAAUUGAACAUGGUCAGUGUCCGGGAUUCAGUCAGAUAUCUCCCUCCACUUUAGAUAUCAACUUGGAUGUCCUGCCAUCCCAAAUCUGAGCUACGUUCCAUUCAAGCGGAACUCUUUACUCCCACAGAUACCCCCUCUGUAUCUCUGUUCUGAUAUCUUCUCAGACAUUCAUUCCCUUACAUCCCUCGAUUGAUCGCUGAAUUAUAGGUCUGUCUCUUCUUUACGCCCUGCACAUGGUCGUCAUAUGCCCAGAGAAGCGCAUAGUCAGCCUGCCACACAUCAUCUCCUGCUUCCAUAUCGCGAUGUCAAUUUCUCAUAUCUGCUUUCCCACAUGUGUAUGGUGAAAACCGUCAGUUCCCGGUCUGGACUACAACUGGUGGAUACUAGACACAUCGAUGUACAGUGACACAAGGAGAAAUCGGAAUGGUGAACAGCUAUCAGAAAACCCAUGAGUGUUCAACUUCCUCUCACAAAUUGAGCCGUCACCAACUGGUCUCUUGACUUUUCACCUUGGUUUCCACAAGGUGAAGAGAAUGGAGGCCGUGAUAUUUUUGAUCCAUUGUAUUGUCUAGGAAGGUUUUUGCGCAUUAUUUGAUAAACGGUAUUUGGUUUAUUAUAUGUUGGAGAAGGCCGGUACACCGGGAGGUUUAUUCAAGAGAAGACCGGGCUUGGAUGCAUGGGUUGACGGGUUAUGGCUUUGGACUUUGGAUACUGAUGAAGGAGAUACUUGAGAAGGAGCUGGGAUUUUGAUGAGCUUUUGUCGAUCUGGGUAUUUUAUAUAACUGCUUUCCGUGGGUAGAGGUCGAUAAGUAUCGCAAGUAAAAUCCAACUUUGCUAUUACUUCAUUAGUUCCCCCCCACCUUAUAUCCUAUACAGCAGAGGUAACGGGAUCAGAUUUGUAUAACACGGCAGCUAGAUCAAAACUUCAGCCAGCCUACUAUCCCCUUUAAUAGUGACAUUCGUAGAAGGGACUAGAGUGAAAUAGUCACAUCACUCAUAGCACCUGAUAUAGGACUUCCCCAUCCUCAUGUAAAAAUUCCUGCGCAUUGUGAGCUUCAACACUAUCCUCAGGAUGUCGCCUCUGAAGAUUAACCUAGGUUAUAAUUUUAGACAUAAUAUGAGAACCAACACAAUAAGGGCCUGCCUUCACUUCCAGGGGCGUUCCCAUUUACCACUUUUUUUUUCGAAAAAAGAGGGCAAAAAGAGGUGGUGCCAUAACUCAAG
Blastomyces gilchristii SLH14081 is the source of this 4047-nucleotide messenger RNA. Its product is annotated as actin beta/gamma 1. The record is from RefSeq and is a predicted model, not a curated record. Bases 156 to 1637 code for a protein of 493 amino acids. The transcript is spliced from 8 exons. Lineage: Eukaryota; Fungi; Ascomycota; Eurotiomycetes; Onygenales; Ajellomycetaceae.